AAACAGAUGUAAAAUCCAAUUGUUAUUACUGAAUUCCAGUAAAUCACACCAAUGUUUAUCUUUUAAUUACUAUUAGAAUCAAUAGUAAUAAGUUAGGCGAUGGAAAAUCUAUUAAAUUGUAAGAAUUUAAUAGUUAAUUUGAUCAGACUAAUUUUCUUUUUGAUUGUGAUUAUAUAAACUUUGGGUUAACUUUUUCAUUAAUUCCACUUCAACUCUUCCCAUUGGGUUUUAAUGUAAUUUCUUUGAGUGUCUUUGAUAUUUUUCCAAUAACUUUUUUCUUUGUUAUUUUUAUCAUCUCCUCCUUUUGAUUAUCUCUCAUAUGUAAACGUCUCCCUCAUCAUCGUCAUCAUCAUCUUCAUCCUCCUCUUUUUCCAUAUCAACUCCUAGUACUUUGAUUAUCACUGAAAUUAAUCAACCACGGCAACACCGCCAAUCAUCAUCCCGCUGAUAGAUAAUCCUCAUGAAACAAUUAAAGUGAUUCAAGUUUGUGCCAAAAUUAACAACAGUUAAGUUAAUUGUUUUGAAAUAACAGGGAAUUGAGUUCAAACUCUACUUAUAUUUCUUGAGAUAAUUUCAGUUCUGUGUUGAAUUUCACUGUGAUCAACAUUAAUUAGUUGAUUGUUCCCCGGGCAAGCUCUUGAUUUGCGUGUCCAAUCAUCUUCAGCACAAUUAAUUCACUAAAUUAAACACUCGAUUCUUUUAAUUGUUGGUAAAAAAACACCAUGAGGAACCUUUUCAUUUUGUGCCUAAUUUUUUGCGUCCUUGGAGUGAAUUUAACCAAAGGAAAACCAACUGAAGAUACAAAUAAUUCCAAGGAUUCUUCAACCAAUUCAAAAAGCGUAACGGGUGACGAGAACGAGGCUGUUAAACCUGUUGUUAGUUCUUCAAGUGAUAAAACGACUGACAAUUCGCAAGAUAAUAAUUCAAAAGCUGAUGACACUAAAUCUGUCGGACAAACUGAUGAUAAAGAUGCUCAAAAUAAAGCUUUGGCAGCUACUGUUGCACCAACCAUCCCACCAACAACAACACAGGCCCUCACAACUAUGGAACCAACAACAUUGGCAUCAACUAUAUUACCAACAUUAAGCACAAUUGAUACGACCACUGCCACAGUCACGGAAGCAACAACCACCGACUCCGAAGAAACAACAACCGUAUCAUCAGAAACAACAACUAUUGUAUCAGAAACAACUACUGGAUUGUCAGGUACAACUACUGUUUUAUCGGAAACAACAACGGAAGAAAAAACCACCGAAGAGCCAACAAUCAAAAAUCCACCACCAACAACAACAGUUUUACCGAUAAAAACUGUUGAUGUUACAACAGUUUCACCGGCCAAUGGAAAUUCAAAACAGAGCAAAAAACUGAGCGGUGGAGCAACAGCGGGAAUCAUUGUCGCCGUAUUAGCAGUUUUCGUUGUCAUUGGUGCUGUUUACUAUUACUAUUCAUCUAAGAAAAUUCCCCGGUCGAGUAAAAAUUAACCAACCAAUGGAAAAAAAUGAUCAAAGAUCAAAAAUGUCCUUCAACCGGUCAAUGAAAACACAAUCUUCGUCAUCUUAAUAUUUCAAACUCUCUCUUUUUUUAACUAUCAUCAACUAAUUUUCCAAUGGUAUUUUAUUUCUGAUUAACCACGAAACAAGAAAAAAAAAACAAAUCCAAAGCAAUCCUUAUCCUCAACCAAUUAUGAUGACCAAAUUGUAAAUCUAAUUUGAAAAGUUUCGCAGUCACUAAUUAUGAAACUAAAAUGGUCUCAAUUUUGUAGAUCACAAAACAGAUUGGUAA
This is a messenger RNA of Panonychus citri (citrus red mite), 1782 nucleotides long. RefSeq lists its product as uncharacterized. Lineage: Eukaryota; Metazoa; Arthropoda; Arachnida; Trombidiformes; Tetranychidae. The coding region runs from base 723 to 1481 and encodes 252 amino acids. The transcript has 3 exons. The record is from RefSeq and is a predicted model, not a curated record.